This is a messenger RNA of Cuscuta europaea, 1457 nucleotides long. The record is from the annotation of a GenBank genome assembly. Lineage: Eukaryota; Viridiplantae; Streptophyta; Magnoliopsida; Solanales; Convolvulaceae.
CGGGCAAACAGUUGGCUCAUUUCUACAUUUUCCCAUGCCCGGUUUAAAAAUGCCAAGCCGGGAUGGGUCUCGGACAACGCUUGGAAAGCGCUUUUGGAAUAUUGAGAAUCCAAUGCAACUUUUAAAAAAUACAGCGAAUCGGGGAAGAAGAAAAGGAACUGCCCAAACGCAAAGGAGACCCAAUGGCAUGGCGAGCGUUCUACCACAUUUGACCAUAAAAAUUGGUAAAUUAUCCCACUAAUAUGCCUUCUAAAUUAAUUAUAAAUGCUUACAAUAUUUAACAAUUUAAUUUAAUUUUAUAUAGGGGAAAAGUGGAAGAAGAAAGUGAGUAAAUAUAUCCUGUUGACAACUUGUUUGACUCCAAAAUCUGGGCCACCACCUCCCCGUAUUGCCGAGAUAACACGAAAUCAUGAAGAAUUGAUGGCCGAGAAGGUGGCUGAAGUACCUUAUGGUAUGAUUGCAUCACUACGAAACUCUCAAAGAGGUCACAAGUUCGAAUCCAAUCUCACUUCAAGGAUGUUGACCGUUGCUUUUCAAAAAAAGAAGUUAAACUUGAGUUUGAUUAGACAUUUGCUAGUGUCAAUGCUUGUAUUGUGACAUAUAUGCUUGCAUGGUGACAUUGCUAAUGGGGCUAUUGUUCUUGAUUCUUGAAUAUUGUGCCUAAUGUUUCGAAGCCCCGUUGGAAACUUGGAAUUGGUUAUUGUUUCUUCUUCUUGUAGAUGCCUCAGAUCAAGCAAAUAGCAAAGAGGGCAAGAAACGAUGAUGAGGUCGGCAGUAGCCGGGGGACGACAACGGAAUCAGAAGCUGGACUUUAUCAAGUCCAGUCCAAGACCGAUGUUCAGGAGAUCAAUUUCCGGACCUUCUACACCAAGUCCAUUGGAACUCUCUACUAUCCGAAGGCAGCCCCAUUAAGGGCGGGGCUGGAGGGGUUUCAGCCGAUUGAUUGUACAGCCCCGCCGGAGAAGAUUGUUCUGAACCCGGAGGUGCUCGUUGAGGAGGAGGGCGGAGAUGCAGGCGAUGGCGACGAGGAUGAGCAGGGAGCAGCAGCUGGAGCCUGGAGGGAUGAGCCCCAUGGCUAUAUGCCCCCUUGGGAGGGGAUGCAUCGGCACUAGGAGGACGUUUACACCAGACUAUAUUAGAGGCAGGAGCAGUUCUUCACGCAGAUGCGUGAAGACGAGGUUAUCCUCCCUGGAGCAGACACUUUCCAGAUUACCAGUACCCACCCCUCCCCCUCCCCAGUAGACGAGUUGAGCAUUUGAUGAUGUACCCCUAUUAUUACACUUCUGGUCACCACACUUAGGAUGAUAUAGUCUGCACUUAUGGUGUUACUCUGUACUUCUUUGUUUGGAUGCUUUGUUUUGCUUUGCUUUGUGUUUGUGUUUGCAGCUUGAUCUUUAGCGCGGUCGAUGAUGUGCUGUUUGAUUUGUUGACUUGAGCUAGUGAAUUCCUCUUUACCC